This is a messenger RNA of Fraxinus pennsylvanica, 585 nucleotides long. Lineage: Eukaryota; Viridiplantae; Streptophyta; Magnoliopsida; Lamiales; Oleaceae. The record is from the annotation of a GenBank genome assembly.
AUGGCUGGAAAUGGAGUUUAUGCAGAGAUAAUUGAUGGAGGCAAUGAGGAGAAAGCCACUCGUGUUAGGUUCCUUUUAUCAAAUGUUGAAGCUGGCUCUAUUAUUGGGAAAGGUGGUUCGACAAUCAGUGAUUUCCAGUCACAAUCUGGAGCACGCAUUCAGUUGUCAAGCAAUUACAAGUAUUUUCCUGGAACAUCAGAUAGAAUUGUCACUGUAUCUGCAAUGGAAGACUUAACACUUGCAGAUGCUUUGGUAUAUGUUUGUAAUCAAGGUGUAGCGAAGAUAGUUGAUCUGGCUACAUUGACUGGGCCUUGUGCUGUUGCUCUUGGACGCUCUAUUGUGGGUGUUUUUACACCCAGUGAUGAACUGACAGAAAAGGUACUUGCAGCCUUAGAGGUCACUGGGGAGAAACUUCGAAGGAUGCCCAUGGAGGUGAGUUAUUGGGAGUCCAUGAAAGCAGGAGUGGCUUACAUGGUGAACACUGGUGGUCCUCAAGGUGGAGCCAUUGCUGCUGCUGCUAUUUUCUUGAAGCAGGUACGGCUUUUGUUUUCCUCACGCCGCCUCCCUCACCAAGCCCCCCAUUAA